AUCGAACGCUCCGCCUACAAUCCUGUACUGCACGCGCUCCCCAUCCGCACAACUUCCCGCCUCCCAUGGCGGCGCCGGCGCCGGGGGCCACCCGCCUCCACCCCCCGUUCCUCCUGCUUCCUUCCCCGCCGCGACCCCAUCCUCCACUCCGGCUCCGCUUCCUCCUGCCGUCCCCGCCGCCUCUCCGCCUCCGCCGCCGCUUCCCGCUGCUCGCUGCCGCCGCCGUCUCCGCCGGCGGCGGCGGUGGAGGGGAGGAAGCCGCCGGCAGGAAGGCCGAUAAGGCCAGGCAGCUGCAGAAGCGGGUCCUCGUGGGCGUCGCCAUCGGGGUGGGCGCAGGCGGCAUCGUGGUCGCCGGCGGCUGGGUGUUCGCAGCCGCCGUCGCAGCUGCUGUCCUUGCCGGCUCCCGGGAGUACUUCGAGCUCGUCCGCAGCACUGCCAGCGGAGGCGGGACCCCGCCGCCGCGAUACGUGUCCCGCGCGUGCUCCGCCAUCUGCGCUCUCAUGCCCAUCCUUACGCUGUACUAUGGACGCAUGGAUGUUACUGUGGCAUUUUCUGCAUUCGUUAUUGCCAUAGCAUUGCUUUUACAAAGAGGAAAUCCUCGUUUUGCUCAGCUAACUAGUUCAGUUUUUGGGUUGUUUUACUGUGGCUAUCUACCUUCUUUCUGGGUUAAGCUCCGGUCAGGAUUAGCUGCCCCUGCCUUAAAUACAAGUAUAGCAUACCGUUGGCCAAUUCUUCUCGGUGGACAAGCUCACUGGACAGUUGGACUUGUAGCAACCUUGAUGGCUAUUAGUAGCAUCAUUGCUGCUGAUACAUCUGCUUUCCUUUGUGGAAGGGCAUUUGGUCGUACCCCUUUGACUAACAUAAGCCCUAAGAAAACCUUGGAGGGUGCUUUAGCUGGCCUAGCUGGCUGUGUGCUGACCACUGUGCUGCUGUCAACUGCCUUACGCUGGCCAAGAUCACUGUUGAGUGCCACAGCUUAUGGAAUCCUGAUCUUUCUGGGUUCAUUGUUUGGGGAUCUUGUCGAGUCUCUGAUCAAGCGUGACGCUGGUGUCAAGGACUCUGGAUCACUCAUUCCUGGUCACGGUGGGAUUCUCGACCGAGUUGACAGCUACGUGUUCACAGGGGCACUCUGUUACUCUUUUGUCAGAGUAGCUCUACCCUCGUAUGGGGUCUGAAUAAAGCACCUGGAUGUUUGCUGGUUUGUCUCUCCUGCCAUCAGCAAUGCGGUAACCGUAUUUUAACAUAAUGUUGAGUAUUGCUUAGAAUGCCCUAGACAGACAAUGUGAUCCUCCUAUCCAAGCAAAUUGGGCGUCCGAGUUUCUGACUGUUGAAGAUAGAACCGAAGAUCAACGUCGACAGUGUUACGGACUUGGGGCUUGAGAUGGCCUUUCCAGCUCAACCAGUCUGUUGCAGACUUGUAGCUUUGGGUGUACAUAGUUUAUCUUUUUUUUCAUAGGGUAGAAAGGAAAGCGUAAUUAUCCGUCGCAAAAGCUGUUAACUGUGUAUUGAGGCAGCUUAUGUCAAUAUGUACUAUACCUGUUGGUAUCGAUUGUUUUAAUGAUCCAAUGCAUUUGAUUGGUAACUAA
Zea mays is the source of this 1586-nucleotide messenger RNA. RefSeq names its product phosphatidate cytidylyltransferase. Gene Ontology annotation, cellular component: membrane. The record is from RefSeq and is marked validated. Lineage: Eukaryota; Viridiplantae; Streptophyta; Magnoliopsida; Poales; Poaceae. Gene Ontology annotation, molecular function: transferase activity, transferring phosphorus-containing groups.